GUCUUGGGCUUGUUUAGCAGCAGCACAUACACAGAGAGAAACUUCUGCUCGACUCAUGCCAAGCGAGUUUGCCCACGUCUACCGCUGUGGGGGGCAGACCGGACGAACGCAAGACGAACCCAAAAUGCCAUCUUACUCCCUCAACCAGUUUGCUGACCUGGAAGAGAUUGUUGCUAAGAAGUUACUAAAUCUCGACUUGAGGGAGCAGAACGGACUGCUACCAUCCCUCAGUCUGGCAAUGAGGACACCAGGUUGCAUCGGUCAGCCACGUAGCAACACAUCGUUUUCCCUCUCGUCUCUCGCCUGCCUCCCCGCUGAGCCUUCAGACGGUGUAUUUCUGACCUCCAGCCAAUGGGGGCAACAGUCGGAAAGCCCCCUGCCCUCCCAGCUUGCUAAUUCUACCCAAUGGGGAAAGUCUGGCUUCCUUGCUCAGCGCUCCAUCAGCAUGGUAGAGACCAGCAGCGCCACAGCAGCAAACCUAGGCUGGCCCGGGACUGACAUAAAGCACUCCCAGAGUGACCUCAGCCCCACUGCACUGAACACUAGCUCCUCCUCAUCCACCUCAUCUGUGUCCUCUUCCUCAUCCCGCUAUAAGACUGAACUGUGUCGAUCUUUCACUGAGAGCGGCUUGUGCAAGUACGGCGGGAAGUGCCAGUUUGCCCACGGGGCAGAAGAGCUGCGGGAUCUAAGCAGACACCCGAAGUACAAAACGGAGCCGUGCCGUACGUUUCACACCAUCGGCUUCUGCCCGUAUGGGAUGCGCUGCCACUUUGUCCACAACAAUGAGGAAGAAAAGAAACACUCAUUCUCUCGUUCCUCCUCAUCCUCUUCUUCUUCUUCCUCAAGCCUCCCCCAGCAGCCACCUUCUUCCUCCCGCUCGCACAGACCUCCUCUCGUCAGACAAAGCUUCAGCUUUGCUGGGUUUCCCUCGGCUCCCCAGCAGUCCUUUCAGCCUGCCUUUAAUGCUCAUCCUCCUCCUGCCACUGCUUCCUUCACACAUGCUCCGUCAGCCUCCACUCCUUCCUGCGCUGACAUUACUGACCUCCUUUCUCAUGCCUUCUUGGAGAUGGACUCUGCCUUCGAGGCCUCCCCUACCCACCAGUACCAGCUCUCCAUGGGCCAGGCCACUGCAGCAGAUCCCCGGUCUCCAUUCCUGCCUUCGCCAGACUCUGGCUGCUCUCCGUGUGGGCUUUCUCCGACUGCCUCCCCUUCCCUGAGGCAGAGUCCCGUUGCCACCGGGGUCUUUUCAGGGCCGCUGGGUCCCCGAUCCCUGUCCUACACCUCUUUGUCAGACCAGGACCAGGAUGGAAGCAGCUCUGCAAGCUCCCUCAGUGGCUCCGAAUCCUGCGGUGGCAUGAACGACGCCAACGGCAAACGUCUGGCGGUGUUCAGUCAGCUCUCUGUUCCUGAGGAUGCUACUGGGUUCUGCCUCUAGGCUGCAGUGUGCUGGAACACAAACAUACAUACUUGCAUACACUCAAACACAGACAUGCAGAACCCUGAAUACUCUGACACAAUAUAUGCAGUACACACAAAUCCACACUGAAGCCCGCACGAUGCUCACACACUUGACCCCUAUAAAUGCGCACCUACUACACGCAGCCGGCAGACUGAGACCUCAGGCGUUCCUUGCAUCUUUGUGACAUCAAAGGAAACAAGGACUUACUUACUGACUCAGGACGCUCAGAGAUAUAAUGUGGUUAAAAUGGCACUGGUAUAUGCGUAAGGGAAGCCGCAGUGAUGCUGAAAGUACAAUGUGUGUUUCCACCAAAACAGAGUACAUAUCAAGAUAGAAGUUUAAUAGUGCUGGAAGUGUUUGAUGCUUCAUCACAAUAGUAUGCUGAGAUGGCAAACUUCUACAAGAUGUAGUAAUCACAGUGUGAUUGGCCAAUCAAUGCUGCCUGUUGUUGAGUCCAACCAAACCCUUUUUUUAUUGCGUUUCACCAACACCUUCUGAGUGAUCUAAAGAAUGUGACAAAGCCAAAGACAUCUGUUUUGUAGCUCAAACGUUUUGAUUAUGGUGGUACAAACACACAGUGUGACCUAUGUUUAGAAAUGAUUUUUUUUUUCCCCAUUAACUGUACACGCAGUAUUGUGUGUGUUUAUACAAUGGUGAAAUAGUUUUUUUUCCCCCUCAUAAUUGUUCAGUCUGAGGUUCCGUUUAGAUCGCUGGCCUUGAACCUGAGUGUUAAGUUUUUAAACAACUGAAGUGCCUGUAGCGUUAUUUGACAGGUCAUGUUACAGUGUUGAAACAAGAUUUGCUGGUUUGUUAGGAGAGAUGUGAGGAGGGGUGUGAGGUUUGUUUUUGUUUCUUUUGGUUCUUUUUACUAAGUAAGUAAGCUAGUGUGAGUUCAGGUCUCUCUGUUGGGAAGACUUCUACAAGUGUUGUUCUUUUGUCUCUUGUGCAUUAUUGACAAACUGCCACCAGUAAAAUGGCAAAUGACCAGAUGUAACCUGCCCUACAGGAGGAGGAGGAACGGGGACAAAAAGCCAAGUGCCCUUGAUCAUACUUUUUCAAAUCUCAUGUCCAUGACGUUUCUUUAACUGUUUAUGGGCUAUGAUAUUGUGUGUUAGCACAAACAGCAGGCAUUGCAGAAAACCCAUCAAUAUUGGGACUCAAAGAUAGACCAAAAAGAAUAUUAAAUGCCAUUGUGUUAUUCCUGCAUGUCGUUUUCUGUAAACCGAUACAAUCUGAAUAUUUCUUGAGUUACAAGGCACUUGCCGCAGGAGUUAAGUUUAAUCAAGUCAUGUGAAUGUUUCAUGAAAGUCCUGUUUACCUCUGGCAUGUUUCCUAAAAACAUUGUGGUGCUAAUCUGUAUUUUGAGAUUAUCUUAAACACAAACAUUCCCCCGGAGAUGGAUUUUUUUUUUUUCUUCUCCCCUAACCAGUGUUACAUGUUUUAUAAGUAUUCAUGUUUUUGUGACUUAUCACCCCACUCACCAUAGUUCAUCUCUCCUUCUCAUUCAGUAUUAAUUCUUCCUGUUAACGGCUUUGUACUGUUAUGAAUGUGUAGCGUCCCGGUCACACGUACGUGAACUGCGCACCCGGGUCUGUUGCCUUUACUGAGCUACUGUAGAUCCAGCAUUCUGUAGUGUAGAAAUUUUACUUGGCUGUUUUUGUGUGUUAAAUGAUGUAGUUGGUUAGGGGAACAGACGCCGUGCUGUUACUGGUCUAUUUAAAAUUGCCUUUUCAUCAACAUGUUUGAGGCCUGUUUAGUGUUAAAGGUGAUAAUCUUUAGUAACUUAAUUUCUUUAAUUUAUUUUAACGUAUUUAUAGAGGACUUUGAGUUGUUAAUGCUUGUAUCAAGUUUAAUAUAUUUGUUUUGUGCCCUUUUUUUUUGCUUUUUUUUUUGUACUGGAAAUAAAGUUGUUUUUUUUUUUAA
Molecule: messenger RNA, 3382 nt
Organism: Dicentrarchus labrax (European seabass)
Lineage: Eukaryota; Metazoa; Chordata; Actinopteri; Moronidae
Exons: 2
Coding region: 56-1435 (459 amino acids)
Molecular function (GO): mRNA binding; metal ion binding
Source: RefSeq, a predicted model, not a curated record